AUGAGCUGCUACUAUGGCAACUACUAUGGUGGGCUGGGCUAUGGCUAUGGUGGCCUAGGCUGUGGCUAUGGCUGUGGCUAUGGUGGCUGUGGAUGUGGCUAUGGUGGCUGUGGAUGUGGCUAUGGUGGCUAUGGUGGCUAUGGUGGCUAUGGUGGUUAUGGCUAUGGAUGCUGCCGCCCACUCUGCUACAGAAGAUGCUGGUCCUAUGGAUUCUACUGA
Molecule: messenger RNA, 219 nt
Organism: Marmota flaviventris (yellow-bellied marmot)
Lineage: Eukaryota; Metazoa; Chordata; Mammalia; Rodentia; Sciuridae
Source: RefSeq, a predicted model, not a curated record